Dipodomys ordii (Ord's kangaroo rat) is the source of this 1490-nucleotide messenger RNA. It is a transcript of the gene Asb1, whose product is annotated as ankyrin repeat and SOCS box containing 1. The transcript has 5 exons. Gene Ontology annotation, cellular component: ubiquitin ligase complex. Gene Ontology annotation, biological process: protein ubiquitination; intracellular signal transduction. The coding region runs from base 1 to 1104 and encodes 367 amino acids. Gene Ontology annotation, molecular function: protein binding. Lineage: Eukaryota; Metazoa; Chordata; Mammalia; Rodentia; Heteromyidae. The record is from RefSeq and is a predicted model, not a curated record.
AUGGGGGUGACCGACCACAUCUUAAAAGAUGAACUGACCCUGGAUCAGAGUGCCCAUGGGCAGGAGGUAUCUGCUGGGGAUGGCACCCUGCCUGCUCACCCUUGGUAUUUCCCUGAACUGUCAGGAGCCUCUUUCUCCAGCGCAGGUCCCAAUCUGAAGGAGUGGCUGCGGGAGCAGUUUUGUGACCAUCCGCUGGAGCACUGUGAGGACACGAGGCUCCACGACGCAGCCUAUGUGGGGGACCUGCAGACCCUCCGGAGCCUGCUGCAGGAGGAGAGCUACCGGAGUCGCAUCAAUGAGAAGUCUGUCUGGUGUUGUGGCUGGCUCCCGUGCACGCCUCUGCGAAUUGCAGCCACAGCAGGCCACGGGAACUGCGUGGAUUUCCUCAUCCGCAAAGGGGCUGAGGUGGACCUGGUGGAUGUCAAGGGGCAGACUGCACUGUAUGUGGCUGUGGUGAACGGGCACCUGGAGAGUGCACAGAUCCUUCUGGAAGCUGGUGCCGACCCGAAUGGAAGCCGGCAUCACCGCAGUACCCCGGUGUACCAUGCCUCUCGAGUGGGCAGGGCUGACCUGCUGAAGGCUCUCAUCAGAUAUGGGGCCGACGUUGAUAUCAAUCACCACCUGACUCCUGAUGCCCAGCCCCCUUUCUCAAGGCGGCUCACCUCUUUGGUGGUCUGCCCCCUGUACAUCAGCGCAGCCUACCACAACCUGCAGUGUUUCAGGCUGCUCCUGCAGGCAGGGGCAAAUCCUGACUUCAACUGCAAUGGCCCCGUCAACACGCAGGAGUUCUACCGGGGCUCUCCUGCGUGUGUCAUGGAUGCUGUCCUGCGUCACGGCUGUGAGGCAGCCUUUGUGAGUCUUCUGGUAGAGUUUGGAGCCAACCUGAACCUGGUGAAGUGGGAAUCACUGGGCCCGGAGUCCAGGGGUAGGAGGAAGGCGGACCCGGAGGCCUUGCAGGUCUUUAAAGAGGCCAGAAGUGUACCCAGGACCUUGCUGAGUUUGUGCCGCGUGACUGUGAGAAGAGCUCUUGGCAAAUACCGACUUCACUUGAUUCCCUCGCUACCUCUGCCAGACCCCAUAAAGAGGUUCCUUCUCCAUGAGUAGAGUUCAGCUGUGGUGGCUUAUUGCAGUGAAGAAGAGGCCACUCUGCCGGAAGGGUUGACACCGCUGACUCGUGAGCCACGUCCUGUGCUGCCACCUGUCCUUAGCUGUUGGAGAAGCAGAAAUGGCCUUGUCCUUGUGGAUUGUAAUCCUCUCUCAGGUGCUGGGGCAUUGUCAGCGAAAGGCUCAUACAGAACUUUGGUCUUUGAAAACCUCUCUUUCUGCCCUUGCAGAUGAAUGCUACGGGCCAUGACAUGUGUGAAGUGUGGGUUGAGCUGGAGGUCUGUUGAUAGCCCCAAGUAGGGAAGAGUCUUAGCACUUUCCAGAACCAUGCUUCCAUUUAUUUUUCUACUUUACUAUUUAAUUGCUCUAUUAAAGCCUGAUAUCUG